UGACGUUAUAACGUUAUUUUAAAAUGUAGUUUUCUCCCUCUUAUCGUUCACUUUCGCAUAUAAUAAACCAAAAGAAAAACGUAAGGCAGGAAUGACAUAUUUCCUGUUACGUGUGCACGGGGGAGUGUACAUGUUAAACGAUGUAAACAACAAGAGAGCGACUAGACGGAAAGGGCCGAAUGUAAUGUUGGCUUUACCAUGUUAAAUUAAAUAGUUGUAAUCACAAAUUGGAUAUCUUGUGUAAUUCUGACUAACCAUCAUGAAUCACCCAGUUACCGUCAAAGUGAAUUUCCGUGGAAGCGUGAAGAAGUUUCCCGUUGUGGAUACAGACAAAGCGCAGUGGGAGACAGUAGAGGCCUGGAUUAAAACUACUUUCGGCUUAUGUCAUUUUCAAGCAAAAUAUUUUGACGAGGACAAUGAAGAGAUAUCCAUAAACAGCCAAGAUGAGUAUGCAGAAGCUUUGAAGAGUGCUUUCAAGCAAGCCAACCAGCUACACAUGAAUGUGUAUAAGAUGAAAGGUCAGGCUGAGGGUGGACCUGUUAAAGCUGAAGUUAAAGAACACAGAAUUGAUCCCAGACCAGCACCACCAUAUCGUGCCAGAGUGAAAAUGGCAGACAAGGAGACGCAGGUGACCCCUGAGCGGGACUCAGUGGUUGUGAAAGAAAAUAAAGUGAAUAAAGUUGAAGAAGAGCCUGUCCCUGCAUGGUUCAAAUCUUACAUGGACAGAUUCAAAGAUCAGGUAGUGAGGGAGGUUGUAGACAAGAUGUGUAGUGAAUUUUCUGGCCAGUGCUGUACACACAGAGCCUCUGAUCCCCCAGAAGAGCCCAGAACCUCUGGGACUCAGAUGGCUGUAGUCAGUUCCACAACACAGAGGACCUCGAUACCUAACUGCAGCAGCUGCAAGGGACCAGCCACUGGAGGAGGAUACCACUGCAGUGUGUGUCCCUCUUGCAUCUUGUGCGAGCCGUGCAGUCACAAACAUGACCCCAGCCACAACUUGAAGAGAACGAGGACCCCCUUGUCUGUCCCAGAACGGGGAGUAACUCCAGAGCCCAGGUUCUUGCGGCGUGGAGACAGGACUGUCCGCAAGGCUGAGCGCCAGCGUCUGAAAGCUGAGCGGAGGCAGCUGAAGGCCGAAGUUAAGGAGAUUAAGAAGAAGCUGCGGUUGGAGAAGAGAGGACUGCUGUGGAGUGGAGCCACCAAUGGCACUAGCAGCUCAGGUCUUGGCCCUGCUCCUGCCCCUGCUCCUGCUCCUGGUGCAGCUGCAGCCCCAGGCCCAGAGCCUCAGGCCUCCAGUCCAGAGGGUCCCAAGGUCUCCUGCUCCACCUUGGUGCCCACAAUGACAGCCUUGUUUCUGGAUGAGAAUCUACCAGACGGAACAUGUCUGGAGCCUGGCACCAAGUUCAUCAAGUACUGGAAGAUGAGGAAUACUGGCAACAUCGGCUGGACUUCUGACACAAAGCUGAAGUUCAUGUGGGGAAACCUGGCCUUGGAGUCACAGGAGCAGAAGGAGGUGGCGGUGCCUUUCCUCAAGCCAGGCCAGGUUGGUAUGGUGAGUGUGGCAUUUGUGGCGCCCAUGCUAGAGGGCACCUACACCUCCCACUGGCGCCUGGCACACUGCGGUGUGCAGUUUGGCCCCCGAGUGUGGUGCAGCAUCGUAGUAGUCCCCAGCUCAGGCCAGAAACUCAACUCUCACUCCAGCAAAGCAUUUAUGAAUAAACACAGUGUUCUAGGAAUGGAUGUGAUGUGCUGGACUGGCUCAAGAGAUGACACCCGGGGGUCCUCCAGCAGCAAGAGAGAGUACUACAUUCCCUCUGUGGACCUGCUCACUGCACAGGAUUUGCUCUCCUUUGAGUUGCUGGAUAUAAAUAUUGUCCAAGAGUUGGAGAAGGUCCCAGCUAACACUCCAGCUGAUAUGACUCCAUGCAUGUCCCCAGUGCCACAUUACGGACCUACAUUUGGCAAGCAUGGAUUGGGCUUAGUCAAAGAGAAUGCAGAGCACACGGGCAUGAAAAAACUCCAAGUUGUGCAGCCUCAGAGACACUCUGAGAAUGUGGAUCUUCAUGUCCAUGAUGAAGGUGAUGAUGACAUCAGCGGGACUCAGUUUGUCUGUGAGACUGUAAUUAGGUCCCUCACGCUGGAGGAAGAGCCUGAGCACAAACCACGACGGGUUCGAGCCAACCACAGCAGGCCUGAGCAUCAUGACCCCACCCCGUUUAAAGAGAGGUCCUUGAUUGAGAAGAUUGACAGGCCCCUCCUGCCAAUCAUUAAGAGGCCAGAAGCUCCACCCCCAGCCCAACCACCCAUUAUACUUGAACAGCCUGAUAUCCCAGUUUUUUCAGAAAUGUUCAUUGGCUCAAAUGAGAACCUGUACACUGACCCUGCUGCUCUGGAGGAGGAGGAAGUGAAGGAGGAGGAUCAGGAUAAAGAGGAAGAGGCAGGAGAGUGGGAUGAGGUGAGCAGCCAGGCGUCCUCAGCCUCUUCAGAAGAAUACCUUGUUGUCUUGCCUGACUGCUUUGAUACCUCCAAACCCCUGGGAGAUUCUCUGUACAGCUCAGCUGUGUCCCAGGUGGGAAAUGCCUUUUGCGCAGAGCCUGAGAGAGUACAGGACCAGACCACUGCAGAGAGGGAGACAGUGGAACCAACAACCUUUAUGCAAAACAGUGUAAACAGGUUGCUAUGCACCUCUCAGAUAUUGAACACUCCUCCGCUCAUUCCUGAAGUGGCACCUACACCUGUCUCCCUGUCACCACCCCCAGUUCUCCGCACACACAGGUCAAUACAACCUUUUGUGACUGAGAUUGGAACACUGGAAUCCGAGCAGAACAGAUCAUGUCCACCAGAGAACAAAACAAAUGGAUUAGGAUCAAAACAUCUGGAGGCUCCUGCCAGUGCCUUUGAGACCUGCAGCUCUCAGGAUCCCAGGCUGCGUCAUGGUGGCCUCACUGAAGGGCUGGUGAAGGGGGCUCUCUCAGUGGCAGCAUCUGCUUACAAAGCUCUGUUCACAGGCCAGAGCAGCUCCACACAGCGGCCCAGUGCAGACCCAGCAUCUAAAGAAGCCUCAUUGAUAGCUGUGCUACAAGAAAUGGGAUUCAGUAACAAGCUGCUAAACCAGAAGCUGCUGAGGAAGCAUCAGUACAAUCUACUGGACGUGGUCAAUGAGCUGGUGCAAAUGACCGACAAUGAAUGGUACAGAACAAGGCAUUGAAGAUGGUGGAAUUGGAACCUCGAUAGGAGUGAUCUAGGAGGUGGCUGUAAUAUAUGCUGAAGUUGAGAUGUGAUUCUUUUUUUAAGUCAGGGGUUUGUGAUUUAGUGUAAGACUGCUUUAAUACAACAGUGUUGCCACACAGAACGAUUAUUCAGUUGUAUAGUUUUCAAUUAUGUUUUUAGCGCAUAAUGAAUGGAAAAUCUAAGAAAUUGCUCUAUUUGUCUGAUUUAUCUAUAUAUCUUCAAGCAGAGUAGUGUUCUAACACAUUGGAAACAUUAAUGUGAUUAGUGACUAUAAUAAUAUGCAGAGACUAGUGAGAGCGAUUGCCUUGAGAUUGUCAUGUGGUUGGUAAUGCUUUUACAAAGUCUUCACAUUUGCCAAUCAGAUGUAGGAUAUAACAGCACGUGCAGUAUUAUAUGCGCUUUGUUACCGUGACCUCUAUGAUCUCAUUUUGAGUAACACUAAUUGCUGUAAUGUUUAACCAUAUGACACUAAGGUGGUGGUUUUCCAACACAUAUAAAAUGUGCAAUGACUUGUUGAAUCAUGCUUAACAUAGCCAGUGAUUGGUUGAAAUUUUGCUAGACAACAGGUGUUUGUUGUCCUCUGUGUAAUAACAAUGUGAUCAUGGAGCUAAUGGCUUAAGUUAAUGUGAUUCUUGGUGUCCAGGAAAUAAAACAUUCCAUAUUAAUUUACGGUUGGAAUUACUUACUUUCAUGUUUGUGCACAGUAGUUUUGUUUAUAAAUGACAAUAAUUCAAACUGUCAUCUAAUGCAAUCUAAAGAAAAUUAUGCUGCUUUCUUGGUCUCACCACAAAAUAAACAUUUAGUAUUGUUUUUAAACAUAUAUAAACAUGUUAUUGUCUGUAACACAGGAAAAAUUAUUAGUAGUUGAUGUUCAUGUUAAAGACAUAAUCUUCUGUGAGGAGAUUAUGCUGUAGUGAAAUGAAAGUUUUGCCUAAUGUCUUUUUCCCAUUCAGUCAGCUUCCAUUUUUUGAGAGAUAGGAACUCUUGUCAUUUUUUUCAGCCACUUUACCCCAAAAAAUAUAAGGGAGAAGAAAACUGAAGUGAAAACUUUUUCUAGUUUUCUACUGCUGAUUGAAGUGUCUGUUUGUUCAAUGCUUUAUUGAUCAAAUACAGUUGCAGAAAAGAGUGUUUAUCAUAAAACAUGCUUUUUCUGUUUUAUGCCUCUGUCCUCCUAUGAAUUUUGAUGUAGUUAUGCUGCGUCAACUUACCAAAUGGGAUAAAGGAGGAAGCAUACACACAUAUACUAUAUACAGACAGGUGACAAAUGAAAGGAAAACCCCUGGAUGAAUGCAUGGAGAAACAUAACACUUUGUAUGCUUCCAUUCCAGACAUGAUACUAUUAAGCACUUAACAUACCUACCAUGCAAUGGGGCAUGUAUAAAAAUUCUGAGCAAGCCCAGUUGACUUCUAUUUCAGGUCAAGAAGGCAAGCGGAAAAGAGUUUGAAAAAGAGUUAAUUAAGGAUAGUAAAUUAAAAUAGGCAUUUAGAUAUUUUGUGUAUUGUGGUCAAAAGUAUGACUGAUCCUCCUGCUUUAGUGUGAUAUGUAAGGAAAAGCACAACAGGAACUGUUCUUCAGCUGACUGAAUGUAAAUUCGGGAUGUGAUGAAACUUUCAUAGAGAUGCACCGAUGUAUAAAGACAGUUAUUCACACUAUGGGCCAUUGGCCGUUAAUUUAAAAAGAUCCAGUAAUCAGGGCCAAUUAUAUCCUGUCAAUCAAAAGAUGCCAGGAAAACACAUCGAUUUUGUGCUGUGUGUAAAGAUGAUGUCUCUUGUGUGGAAUGAUGACUACAGCUUGUAAGCUCUUUAAUCUCUGCACUGCUAAAAUUUUACACCGGAAGUAAGCAGCAGUGAAGCGGGAAUUUCGGUGUGAGUCUAAUUGUAUAAUUUUUUUUUUUUUUAAUUUUCCCCCAUGCUGCCUGCUGGCCUUCGUGCUGAAUUAAAGGGCCAUUACACCAUUGAAAGAUUUAAAUGAAGAUGAGUUGACAAAAGCUAUAUAUUGCACAGAAAAAUAUAUUUGUAGAGUAGUAUAUUUCAUAUCCAGUUAAUGUUAAUAUAUAUAUAAAAAGUUGAUAUUAUAUAUUACCAGUUUGAUGUCAAUGAAGUAGAAAUGCUUUUGUUUGUGGAGAGUGAAUGUGAGCCUAACAGGAGGUUUUUUUUUUUUUUUAGAAUUCAGUCAAUGUUGAUAUGAAUUAAUAACAUUCAAUAAGUUAAGAAAUCUUACUUUAAUCUGCAGAAUUGAGUUCAUCUGUUAAUGUUAAUGUGAGUAAUGUGUUUUCUGUUUAUGAGACCAGUUACUGUGAAACAACUUGUUGAAAUGGAGAGAAUAAAGUUUUUAUUUGCA
This is a messenger RNA of Ictalurus furcatus (blue catfish), 5572 nucleotides long. RefSeq names its product NBR1 autophagy cargo receptor a (gene nbr1a). The record is from RefSeq and is a predicted model, not a curated record. Gene Ontology annotation, molecular function: ubiquitin binding. Gene Ontology annotation, cellular component: phagophore assembly site. Gene Ontology annotation, biological process: macroautophagy. The transcript is spliced from 21 exons. The coding region runs from base 260 to 3208 and encodes 982 amino acids. NCBI's taxonomy places the organism in Eukaryota, Metazoa, Chordata, Actinopteri, Siluriformes, Ictaluridae.